Manduca sexta (tobacco hornworm) is the source of this 2188-nucleotide messenger RNA. RefSeq names its product UDP-glycosyltransferase UGT5. Gene Ontology annotation, molecular function: UDP-glycosyltransferase activity. The record is from RefSeq and is a predicted model, not a curated record. The transcript is spliced from 9 exons. NCBI's taxonomy places the organism in Eukaryota, Metazoa, Arthropoda, Insecta, Lepidoptera, Sphingidae. The coding region runs from base 188 to 1750 and encodes 520 amino acids.
UACCCAAAUUAUAGGAGUUUUACUAUAUGUAAGGAAAAUAUAAAAGGUUUUCUCGUUAUGAUUAUUUUCGUACGUAAUCCUACAAUGUAAAUAUCAUUACUUCUGCAUCGCAGCCACAAAUAGUGGUGUCGCGUUCUCUGGGUAGGUUGACAGUGAAGUGCUACCGUGAUGUUAUUAGUGAAAUGAAAUGGUUUUAAAGAUGGUGACUAAAUGGGCAGUGUUUACUCUACUUACUUCAUUUGUAUGUGACGCUUAUAAGAUAUUGGUGAUAUUUCCCGUCCCUGGAAAAAGCCACGGGAUUCUAGGAGAUGCUUACGUUAGACAUUUACUUGAAGCGGGACAUGAGGUGACGUACGUGACACCAUUUCCAAAACAGGACACGAGUAAUUUGCACCACGUAAAUAUUUCCUCUAUCAAGGAAGUGUUUAACGAGGAUACGAUACACAUAAAAGCGAUAAUGGAUAAACAGCUCAAUUUUAAAGACAGAGGGUUCAUAUUCGAAUUGAUGGGGAAUAUAAGUUCGGCGACGGUGAGAAACGAAAACGUACAGAGAUUGUUACGGGACCCGAAACAGCAGUUUGACGUGGUUAUCGCGGAAUGGAUGUUCAGCGAAAUGUAUUCAGCAAUACCACCAGUAUUUGGCUGUCCUUUGAUUUGGUCAUCAAGUAUAGAGCCGCAUUGGAUGAUCACCAGUUUGAUAGACGAGCCGUUGAAUCCAGCGUAUAAUUCGGAUUUCAUGCAUACUCAAAUAGAUCCGUUGACCUUCACUCAAAGAGUGAAAGAAUUAUGGACGCAACUUGUGUGGUCGUAUCAGAGAAAUUUUCCCCUCUACGAUAUUCAAAGGAUAACAUAUAAAAAUCAUAUAGUACCAAUUUUAAAAGAGAAGGUUAAGUCAAUUCCUUCUUUUGAAGAGCUAAGGUACAAUGCAUCUUUGGUGCUGGGCAAUUCCCAUGUAUCUCUUGGCUUCCCUACAAGAGUACCACAGAACUAUAAAGGAAUUGGGGGAUAUCACAUCGACACUAAAGUAAAACCAUUACCCGAGGACCUCAAAAAAAUAAUGGACGAUUCAAAACGAGGAGUCAUUUACUUCAGCAUGGGAUCUAAUAUGAAGAGUAAAGACUUACCAGUUGAACUCAAAAAGAGUUUUCUGAGGAUGUUCAGCGAAUUUAAUCAGACUGUCAUAUGGAAGUUUGAGGAAGUACUACCAGAUCUGCCGGAAAAUGUGUAUAUACGACAUUGGGCACCACAACAAAGCAUUUUAGCCCAUCCUAACUGUGUCCUCUUCAUCACUCACGGAGGUUUGCUAUCAAUAACAGAAGCAAUACAUUACGGAGUACCCAUAAUCGGUAUUCCAGUUUUUGCAGACCAAUUCAGAAAUGUCGAUACAGCUGUUAAUAAAGGUAUUGCUCGAAAAGUAGACCUGAGUUACGAUAUGGACGGUGAAUUGAAUAAUACAAUUCGAGAAAUGCUGAACAAUCCUAAGUACCGACAGAAAGUGAAGGAGUUAUCCCUGGUUUAUCAUGAUCGACUCGUACCACCAGGCGCAGAACUGGUAUUCUGGGUGGAACACGUGAUUAAAACGAAUGGCGCGCUGCAUCUACGCUCUUUAGCACUUCACGUGCCCUGGUACCAGAAAUUAUAUUUGGAUUUAUUGGCAUUGGUUAUAGCAAUAUUGCUUGCGAUAAAAAUGUUACUCAGCAACAUUUAUUGCAAGAUCUCGUACAAAAGCAGAAAAAGGAAGUUUGAGUAACAUCAUGACAUUGCUGUUAUUGUUGAUAGAUAUUUAAAUAAGUAAGAAAAUACAGAAGUUAUAAGAUAAUGUUAUUUUUUGCUUUAGACCUGAUCUGUAACAUAACAAUGGUGCUGCAGGUAUUUUUUUCUAAGCCCAUUAAAAUUGCUGAGAAUUUAUGAAGAAAGGUAACCACCAAAAAUAAAAACAAAAUGUGAGAAUAAUAAUAAAAUGGUGUAUGUAUUCUUUUUUAUAGUAAUAUGUUUGUAGUCUGUUGCAUUACAAUGAAAGAAAUGUUUGAAAAGUUUAACUUUGAUUUAAUUUUUAACAGUAUAAAAAUAACGCCUACUCGUAAUUUUCGAGCAACAAAUUAAUUUAAAAUUACUUGGAUGUAAUUUAGAAAGUAAGAUAUAAGAUAUUUAUGUGUUAAUGCAUAAUAGAUUAUUAUAUGGAUGACAA